This is a messenger RNA of Aphanomyces astaci, 2227 nucleotides long. RefSeq lists its product as hypothetical. Gene Ontology annotation, cellular component: cytoplasm. Bases 25 to 1908 code for a protein of 627 amino acids. The transcript has 4 exons. The record is from RefSeq and is a predicted model, not a curated record. Gene Ontology annotation, molecular function: protein binding; ubiquitin-protein transferase activity; metal ion binding. NCBI's taxonomy places the organism in Eukaryota, Oomycota, Saprolegniomycetes, Saprolegniales, Verrucalvaceae.
CCAAGGCUGCGACGAGAUAUCCUCAUGCGAGUGCAAGUUGUGGUAGAGCUGCUUCCGCAGCGCUCAACGGUGUGCCUUUCUUUCGACCAUGCUGAUGUGACUGGCAAUCAUGUUAAAGCCCAGCUCAAUGCGCAGACAAAUGUUCCGUUCGACCUGGUACAACUCCUGCACGGCAUGACGCUCCUUGACGACACAUGUGGGGUUCCCCAUGCCCCAAAUGUGCUACGCGCUGUGUGCGGUCGGGGUUUGUUGGGCGGAAAGGGCGGGUUCGGUGCCAUGCUUCGAAGUCAAGGGAAAGGCGCAGGUGCCAAGGCGACGCGGGACUUUGGCUCGUGCCGCGACCUCAGCGGUCGUCGCUUGCGCCACGUCAAUCAGGAAAUCGCCAUCCAGAAGUGGAACGAAGAGGAAGGGCUUCGCGCGCAACGCAAAAAGGACGGCAUCGAAGACCGCGAACUGCCCGUGGAAGAAACCCCCAGCGGCAUUGCCGGAUGGCACUUGAACACUCCAUCGUGGGCCGAAGGGUUUGGGAAGAAGGCGUCCACUCGCAUGAAGCGCAAGCGGAAGACGAUCAUGUGCACGAGUUGGAUCCAAGCGCGCGCGCGCGCGACGCCGCCGCCGAAUGCACGUCGCGACUGGGGAUGCCCGCGCGGCCGCAACUGCAAUUACGCGCACGGCGAGCUCGAACUGCGCGGCGAGGAAUUGACGCUGUACAAGAAGGAGCAAAAGGAGAAAAGUCUGCGAGAAAAGGACCUGAAGCGGGACCAGUACGUCCACGCGAUCGCCCCCGCCGCGCUGGAAGCCGACGUGAACGAUGCGUUUCUAGCAGGUCUGCGACAGCGUAAGACGCUCCAGGCGUCGCAGGACGCCAUCAAGGCCGAGCUGCAGGCCAAGAUGGUGUUUACUCCCGGUGACGCCAAGUGGGGCGGCGGCGUGUCGUCUGUCGCCGGGAGCUGGCUCGUCCCGUUGAACGGCAACGUCCAUGUGAAGCAAUCGACGGCCGAGGAGAAUGCGACCGUGGAAGGCCGCGGAUCGUUCGGCACCGCAACUGUGUUUGGGUGCGCUUUGCAUCGCGGGAAAUGGUACUACGAAGUGGAGCUGUUGUCGGCCGGUGUGAUUCAGGUGGGGUGGGCUGACGCCACGUUUGAAGCGGACGAGGACGAAGGCGACGGCGUCGGCGACCACAUGGCGUCAUGGGCGUACGAUGGAUGCCGCCAGGUCAAGUGGACUGGCGGCGAGUCGGCCGCGUACGGGGCCAAGUGGGCGGCGGGGGACGUGGUCGGGUGCUCUGUGGACAUUGACGCUGGCACGAUUGAGUUUGCACUCAACGGUACGUCGUUGGGGGUGGCGUUCACGGAUGUCCACGCCACGGACGCGACCAGCAUGCACCCAGGCGGCGUCUUUCCCGCGUUUAGCCUGGAAACGAACGAGCGCAUCCGAGUCAACAUUGGCGACCGCUCGUUUCACUACAAACCGACCGACUGUACCCCCGUCUUGGACGCGCUGGUGGACGUAGGUACAAAAGCGGCAACGUCACUAGUGCCAACAGAGCAAGCCAUAUCAUCAAACUCCGAAGAGGAAAAGACCCCCCCCCCGCCGGUACAUGAUGCAGCGGCGCCAGAAGUCGACGCGCCAUCUCUUUUAACAGACAUCUUACUCGAUCAAGAACCAGCCCCAUCUGCUUCUCCUCGUCUUGCGGUAUCCCCCGUGCAAGUGAAUAUGUUGGAAGACUUGAUGGCAUUUGAAUCGAUCGAUGCGUUGAAAGCACUGGGUAUGGACAAACUCAAACACGAGUUGAAGCAUCGCGGGCUCAAAUGCGGAGGCACGCUGGAGCAACGAGCGGAGCGUCUGUAUUCGAUUCGAGGCAAGGCGAUCCAGGACAUUCCACGCAAUUUGAAAGCCAAGGUGUGAGGUUGGAUAAGUUUCAAGAGAUGUGAAUGGCCAAUCAGCAUCGUCCCCAGCAAGUCUAAAAGUAUAGGUUUGAAUGGUCUAAGUGUGUGAGUAUGUUAUGCAACUGCUGGUGGGGGUGAUGGUACUACUGGUGCUGCUUGGGGCCAACGGGCGAUGGUUUUAAGCUCAAGCUGGGCACAAACGACCGGUGGGUCUGUCGAGGCAAUGGAGGAGGGGGGGGAGGGGGAAGGGGGUGGUGCACGUGGAAUUGCAUGGCGAGCGACGCCACGGACGACGUGAUGGGAGGGGGUUGGUACCCGUAAAAUGGAGUAGGGGGCGG